AAGCGAGAGCGGAAAAGCAGAGGAGAAACCGCGCGGCUCCGGCGAUCCCUGAAUUCGGAGCCCCCGUGACCAUCGCUCCCCAUCCCGCAGUUGGAAGGCGACAUGGAAUUCAUCUGAACAUUCUGGAAGCUGGAAGAAGACCAGGCCAUCAACCUUCCCAAAAAUCUGGACCAGCUCAUCCACAAUUCUAAUUUUCCCUACUCCCUGGAUUCCCAGGAUUUUCCAUUCUGAAAUCUUGGCUGGAUGGAGAAAGAGGCUGUGAGGAAGAGGAAGAUGCCCCAGGACACCCAGGCAGACAAGGAGCUGAGGAUGGAGACCAGGGAGGACAAAUCCCCACGGCAGAACCUCGUGGAAGAGGCUGAUUUGAGCAGCUCCACAGUGCAGGAAUCCAACAGGGAAGAAAAGCUUCAGAGAUCCUGCAGGAGGAGGGGCUCCAAACCCAUCCCAGGGUGCUCUGAGGAGGAAAGACCCACCCUGUGCCGGGAAGGCAGCCAGAGAUCCAGCCAGGGCUCUGAGCUGGUGGUCCAUGAGCAGCUUCAGGAUGGGGAGAAGCCCUACAAGUGCUUGGAGUGUGGGAAGAGCUUCAGCCAGAGCAACAGCCUGAUCCGCCACCAGAUGAUCCACACUGGGGAAUGGGCCUACAAGUGUGGAGAAUGUGGGAAGGGCUUGAGCUGCAGCUCCGAACUCAUUGUCCACCAGCGCAUCCACAGCGGGGAGAGGCCCUACGAGUGUCCUCAGUGUGGGAAGAGGUUUCAGACCAGCUCCACUCUCCUCGUGCACCAGCGGAUUCACACGGAUGAGAGGCCCUUCCGCUGCCCCGACUGUGGGGAGGGCUUCAAGCACAACUGCACCCUCGUCAGGCAUCGGCGCAUCCACACUGGGGAGAGGCCCUACAAGUGUCCCCAGUGUGGGAAGAGCUUCACCCAGAGCUCUACCUUGACCCAACACCAACAGAGGCACCGGUAAGGGAAGCCCUGCGAGUGCCCCAAGUGCAGGAAGAGCUUCGUGCACUGCCCCAGCUCCAUCCCCCAUGAGAGAACCCACGUUGGCCCAAGCCCUGAUGACCUACGUUCCCAGUGAUCUGUGUUGGCAACACACUGGGUUGGUGGUCAUUUUAUUUUGGUUUCAAUCAUCUUUUGAUUCAUCCUCAUCCAGUUAAAACCAACAAAUAUUGGUAAAAAUCAACAAAUUCAUCAAAGGCAUCUAAAGCUUCACAUUUUACUAGAGCUUCAAGGGAAUUUGAGAGAUACUUGGGAGUAUUUGGGAGUUGUGGGCUUAUUUGGUGGAGUUGUCUCCAUUUCUUGGCAUUCAAAGAGAUGAGAGGGUUCGAUCUGUCAUCUCAAAACCACUCAAUGCCACUGAAUUCUACUCAGUCCCUCUCCAAAAUUAUUUAAUUCCACAGCCUCUCAGGGUGUGAUGCCUUAAGUUUUAGCUUUCAUAUUUUUCAUAUUCUAUGCUGCCUAGGUUUGUAGUUUUGAACUUCCUAUUAAGUGUUAGUGAGCUCUCUUCACAGAGUAGGUAGACAAAACAAUUCCUUUUCUAGCUUGAUACCAAGGACAAUUGUUACAAGUUCCAGGCCAAAAGCAAAACCAAGGGUGCACUGAAGAGAGAAAACAAGAAGGAUGGGAUUUCAUCAUCAGAAGCUGUCAUUGGACAAUGAACCCCAAUAUGCGGUUGGACCUAAACUUCUAAAAAUGUGAGACCUUGUGAUGAGUUGUCCAUUUUUGUGACCAUUUCUGGUCCAUCUUGGGUGUAACCCUGGCCAGGCUCUUGUACUGCCCAAGGUGUAUCUGCAACAUGCCGGUCGUGAGUUGGGAGACAAAAUCCACGACUCGUGCUCCAGUUGCUCAUCAGACAAAACAGCCUCGUUUACUAUUCAGAACUCACUUGAAUACCAAGUUCAGAUUUCCCAGGCUAGACAGCCAUUGGUUGAUACUUCUCUCCCUGCCCUGCAUCCUGGCCAGUGGUGUGCACUGAUUCAGACAUGAAUUAGGCUCACUAAUUAGAUUUGUGUUAUGGCUAAAGUAGAUUUACUGCUAAAUUAGAUUUGUGUUAUGUCUAGAUUUACUUUGUCCAGUCCUGACCAGCUCUACUGUGACCAUACUGUGACAAUUCACCCUUUUUGGUUAAAUUAAAAAAUAUAAAAUGCUCUCUGUUAUCCUGUCUGCAAGGGGCCUUUGCAGACAUGAUAUCAGGGACAGCAUGGGUUUAAUUUGAAUGAAGUUUUCUAAUUAAUUUGACACAAUUAAUUCUCUUCAGCUAGCAAUAUGCUUUGUGUACUAAAUUGAAUUUGGAACACUCACUUCCAGGAGCUGGCAGACAGGAUCACAAUCCUUCAAGCUAACAUGCCACAGGUUAACUACUUAUAGUUAAAAGCUACAACUUAACAUUAAAAAACAAGAAACCGUUUAGAACUGAGAUUAUACCUGAACUCUAUAAACAAGAAAAAAAAAAACAUUCAACAUUUAGAACCAUGAGAAAACCCAACUUAGCAGAAAAACAAUUUGUAAACAGUUUUUGAAUAAACUGUCUUUCCAAGA
Messenger RNA from Pseudopodoces humilis (Tibetan ground-tit), 2540 nucleotides. NCBI's taxonomy places the organism in Eukaryota, Metazoa, Chordata, Aves, Passeriformes, Paridae. The record is from RefSeq and is a predicted model, not a curated record.